Notodromas monacha is the source of this 6216-nucleotide messenger RNA. The record is from the annotation of a GenBank genome assembly. Lineage: Eukaryota; Metazoa; Arthropoda; Ostracoda; Podocopida; Cyprididae.
AUGUCGGAAUUAAUUUCACCGAAGACGAGCGAUGUUGCAUCAGUCGCGAUUUUUAAGAAAGUGCUCUCCGCGAUUGAUGACGGUUGUACUGUGGAAAUAAGAAAAAGCCUCCAGGAGCUUCUCCGGUUGGCCAAUGCUACAGAAACGAAAACCUGUAAAGAUGAGGAAUACUGGAGCAUAGUCGAAGCCAGUGCGAAUUCUCUGUUCGCGUGUAUACGCAAUUCGAAGUUUGCGCUUGAACUGAGGUCUUUCGCUGUGACUGUGCUGGUAAGCCUUUUAGUCCGCAUGGCGUCCAAAUCGUCCGUCGCUGCCGUUGUGUGUGAUCUCGUGGAACCGACCUUUACCGUGGUAGGAAUUCGAUUUGAGCUUCAAGAUGAUCCUCGCUGUGUCAACGUGCGAUCGGUGAAGGAAGCCAAAAAUCCUCCGAGGAAGUACCGAUUUGUGAUUCAUCAAGGUGUGAUUGGGAAAUGGAUUGUAAAGCUUGCGUCAGAUACGGUUGAAGAUGCUUUGGUUAUUGAAAGACUUUUCAACUCAGUUAAAAGUUUGGUGGCUACAUACCCGACACAAACAACAUUUCGGGUGCUCCUCCGUUGGGUUGAAAUUGCCGCUCCGAUUCUUCAGCGGCUGAUCGCUGAUUCUUCGUUGCGUAUGAAGUCUUUGAGCGAUCACAUGGAAUUCGUGUAUGAAGCUACCGUGAACUGCCUGGACAGUCCAUUUCCUGGAGUUCCUGAAGCAGCGAAAAGCAUUCUUGAGCUUUUGUUUAAGUACAACGGCGAUUGGGUUCACAUUCGGGAUGUCAAGCAACAUUUGUUUGAAUCGUACAAUUGGCCAUCGUGGCGGAAUCGUGACGGUUUGCUACUGCUAGCUCAAAUGUUAUUACAUCUGCCCGUUUCUGAGACCUUGGAAAGGUUACCACAGGUCGGCAAAGUGCUUAUUCAAUGUUCCGAAAUGGGCGUCCUUGCAUCUGCCGCUUACGAAGUGUAUCUUACAAUUCUUCAACGGUUCAGUCUGGAGCAAUGGAUUUUUCUCUUCGAGGAGGAUUUCACUGAAGCACUGAGUCGGGAGCGCCCAGUGGAAGCUUUAAUUACGUCCUGGCUUGCACCAACUCUGCAGCGCUUUGCAUUGAACGACGGCUUGGAGCAUUUUCUGAAUCAAUUUUCGAAUCGACGCACGACGACUGGAAUCCGAAUGUCAUUAUUGAUCCGACGGCGAAUGAUCGGAAUGGGAUAUCAGUUCGAACGUUUUCUCGUGCCUUAUGCAGUGAGCCAUCUAGAAAGCGAAAUUUUAGAGUUGCGCCUGGAAGCAUUUGAGGUUCUGUGCGAGCCGUUUCGAUCCGCUAAGAGUUCUCUGCCCUCUGCAAGGAAUUUGAGACUAAUGAAGAAGUUCAUCGAGGAUAAUAUUUAUGUUGAUGAUUCGAGCUUCCGAAGUGGUUUUAUCAAAACGUGUGGGAAAUUAUUUGCAAGACUUCGUUGCGCUAUGGAAAAGCUAGCCUGUGGAUCGGAUGUUUUGACGGAUCAGCCAGCGUUUAUCGAAGCAGUGGAGUUACUCAACACCGUGAUUGCCUUGUUCAAAAGCGAGUGUCACGCCGCUGCGUGGUAUUCGCGGAGAAUCACGUCCAUCAGCCUUGUGGAUAUUUUACUCAAAACUUUACUGCCAGAAAAGCAGUUCCUCAUCAAAGGAAUCAAUAGUGGUGCUGCAGGGAGAGAAAAAGUGUUAGCGGGCGUGGAGUCUCUGGGAUAUUCGUGGCAUUUUGCAGAUGACGUCGAAUUACGGGCUGCCUUAUUGAGAAGUGUUGCUGACCCUUGUCGAGACGUCAGUUCCAUCGGAGCAAAUCUUAUCCAGGAUUAUUUUACUUUUGAAAAAGAAGAUUUGAAGGAAAUUUUGGAUACGUGUCGAAGACGGUUGGAAAACUCGAGGCAUACCGUGAAGCCGGAAUGUUCUCGGCUUAUUGCCUGCGUUUUGCGGAAAAUGAGUGAUGAAAAAAAUGAAGCUACUGCUCCAGAUUUGAAGAACUAUCUGAUCGACGCCAUCAACCAACUUCGAGAUGAUUUUGCGGAAGCGGGAAAAAGCGAAACUGGAGUUAUCUUUAAUUCAGGAAGCCUCGUGUAUCUUCGAGCUGCCUUACCAUGGUUGAUAGAUCACCUGAACGGGGAUUCAGCAAAGGUCUUGAUGUCGGAGCUGCUUUCUGUGAAUAGAUUCUUUCUCAAACUGAUAGAUCCAGAUGCUGGAGACAAUGACGGAAUAAAUUGUCCAUCGUUUCCUGAGCUACGUGCUUCCGUUGUUGGCCUGAGCGCUAAUUGCUGCACAGAAAUGCUUGAUGAGGAAGAUCUUAGUUCUUCAGUGUAUAUGGAGACUCCGAAGUUUUUCAUUUUUCAUCUCUGGAAUACGUUCGAGCUGGCUCUUCUUUUCUUGGGCGAAUAUGUGUCCCUCAUGUUUUCAAGAGAUCUUCUACCAGAAGAUUAUUAUCCGGAAGUUUUCAGCUUGAUUCGCCUUGUGAUGUUGAGCAUUCGCCACAAAGGAAUUAUAGACGCAGCGUCGUCAUCGAUUUCUAUGAUGAUUACUUCGUUGUUCAAACACAUCGACGAAGAAAAGCAAGCCUUCCUGCAAGGUUUUGUGGAUGAAUCUUUGAGAAUGAUCCCACUUUUCAGCAGCAAUAUUUCAUCGUCUCGCAGAGGCGCCGGAUUUCCCCCGUUUUUUCGAAGCAUCGCGAAAAGCGAACCUCUGAGUUUCAAAGGUUCCUUGUGCUUUCAAAUAAUCAAGUUUGCCUGUAGUGUUGAACCUGACUCAGAGGGUUGUGAAAACAGCGACUCGCCGGAAAGCAUUGUGUUGUUUGUUCUGCAAGCUUUGGUUGAGGACUCAAGAUUGAGCAUUCCCGUGCGAAUGUCGAUUUCGGUUAUUUUCGCGAAGUGCAAUGAUGGCCUGUAUUCAUCAGAUUGGAAAAUCAGGAACGCUGCAUUAUGUCUUCUGGCGUCUUUAACGAAGAAAAUCUUCGUUAUCGCCAAGCCCGCUGAGUCAUUGGAUUCGCAGGAUUCAAGCGUCGCAUGGGGCGGAAUGGGAUUUUUAGACUUCAGCCAGAAAUAUCCCUCUAUUUGUGAUGCAAUCGUGAGGCGUUUGGUAGAAGCUAGUCAGGCCGACGAACAUAUUCAUCAGCGUCACGUUAUGAUCUUACCAAUACUGUGCUUCUGGAAAAACCUGAACGACGUAAGCUCGUUGCAUCCCAGUGCAAAGCGCGGAAACGGUUUCGUGGAUGCUAUUAAUGCCUUGGAAAAGCUGUUGUCGAGCCCGGUGGAAGCUGUGCGACGACUUGCUGCCUUGUGCUUAGUUAGAACUAGCUCAAUCCACGAAUUGCUCCAAGCCCUACCGAAAAUGAGUAGACAGUGGCGAACUUGUGCCUCGCGGAAUGAAUACCAUGGCUUGUUGUUGUGGUUGAUGUUCCUGGUUGAGAUUUUGCCAGUUGAAGCUAGCACGUCUAAGGCGAUGGAUGCGCUCGAGUUGUUUUGUUCGAACGACCAUUUUCUCUCGAACAAGAAUGUGGAUGAUUUUGUGGGUGUCCCGGAAAUGAAGCGCAUCAAAGAAAUCGUGAAAAGGAAGGAAUUAUAUGGAGCAAGAAAAGGAGAAGUAAAAAUGAGCCUGGUACAGUUGUUGAGUGGUUUGUCGACAGAAGAGCUUGCGCUGUCCACUUCCGAUCCUGAUGAUGAUUAUCGAUCAGUGUUCGGAGGUUUUGGUCUUGCCAGAGAUGGAUUAAAUAGUCACUGCCGAGAGAAGGUGAUGAUGAAAAUUUUUCGCAUCGUGGCUGGCUCCUUGCCGAAUGCGGAUAUCCGCGAGACGAUCGCAGAGGCGAUGGCCAAUUCUUUCUGCGAACGAAGCGAUGUAUUGCAGGCUAUGCUGGAACCGAAAUACGAGUUGACCGUCUUACCGAAACAACGAUGUCACUAUGUAAAAUGGUCUUCUGUGCUAGAAGAAACUGAAGUUCAUGCUAAUUCGGAUUGGCCAUCUGCCUAUCAUGGAGCCGUGGGCAUGUUGCAAGCGUCGAUAGCGGCCGGAGCGGGUCAGCGAAGGCUCGACUUGAUUCGUCGUGUAAUUGCGAUGAGCACUGAUCGUGAUUGUAUCACACGAAUCAGUGCUGUGAAAAUGAUGAGAUUAUACGGAGUAAGAAGCUUGAUUUUCGAUGCUUACGAAUGGCGCCCGCUUUUAGUGGACCUGUGUUGGACUCUGCUCUGCUUUUUGUGCGACGAGAACCAGUAUGUUAGAUGUGAGGCUGCCAGGGAAUGUGUCGACUUGAUGGACAUCAGAUCGUCGUUUUCAUCUGGAAUCAGUCAUGCGGGAACUGCUUUGGACGACCUGGCGUAUUUCUUAUCGUUACGAAUCAGUGCGUCCGAAAGACUGCAUUGGGUGUGGAAUCAUAUCGUGAAUCCCGGAGCGGUCACUCGCCACUUGUCCUGCUUUUUCGGCUCCCAGACUGAAGAGAAAUGCUACGAAGUGUGGAAAGUGGACCAGUGUUUGUACAAAAUCGGCCUGGAAGCCGUGUCCGAGUUGACGCUUGCGGAUUGCAUGGCAUUUUUUAGCCAAGUUUUUGACGGUGACGUUGAGGGUAAUGAUUACGUGAUGAGUGAUGUGAUGUUGUCACCGGAGGCUGUGAUUUGUAACUUGCGCGCCAAAUAUCGUUACGAGCUGAUGUCAAAACUCAGAGAAAUGCUUUCUGUUGAAAAUCUUCAGCGGAUCGGGUUGAAAUGAUUCAGCGCUUAUGCAUCGCUGUGUGAGACGGGUUUGCUCGAAGAUGAGUCCCUUUGCCUGGAGAGGUUCGAUUUAUUGAAAUUUUAAGAUCUUUCGUUGGAAAACUUUGCCCAGAUCGAAUGGGAAAGGAAACCUGAAACGAGUUACAAAAAAUUUGUCUCUGAGAAGCAAUCAAGUACAGUAUUGGAUAGUUCGAAACAGUGGUUCCCAACCUAUGCCUUCACGGACUCCAUUGUCCCUCCAAAAAAUUAGGACAUUUUUAAAAAUAUAAAUAAAACAUAUCCACAGUUCUGUGUGAGAUUUUAAUAAAUGCGUGAAGAAGGUGGGAACACGACGUAGGGCUCACGAAAAUUACUGUGGUUGUAACUUAUGGAGAGAUUAUUACGCCUGAUAAAUGUUGAUUCUAGAAGGAGCUUUGGGAGUUGAAAAGGUUGGGAACCACUCUUUUGAAUGGUAAUGUUUUGUACUCUGAAUUGUCUUUCGGAAUUGUUUUCAUAUUUUGCCUGCAGUUUUUUUUCGUCCACACAAAUUGCACUAUUGUUCCCCAUGUGUCGAAAUUAUGAGCACAUCACAUGAACCGUUAUACUAUAAAGUUGUAAUUUCAGGGUUAAUUCACGAUUUUUACGUGGAAAAAAUAACGGAAAUCGAUUUUGGAAAAAAAUAAAUAUUUUGAACCAUUCAAGCAUUUCAGCCUUCUGACAUCAGUCGUAGAGUUUUUUAGAAUUGUCGGGACAUUCAGGAAAUUCAAGGUAGCAGUCGUAACCUUCCCUACCAGCUUUCCCGCCUUCAGUCGCGUCGUCGUAGAUUUUCCCGGAAGCACCCGUGAGGGACGAAAUGAUGAAUUCGCUGCAAUGAGAAGUCGAAUCAAGUUUUAAUGAGAAACCUCUUGUUAAUUCUUUAGCGGUAAAUAUACAAAACUUUUUUUCCCCAGCUUGAAAACUUUUCAACUAGUGCAUUUAAUUUUCCGUUAAAUCUUUUCUUGAUUUCAGAAUAUGCAGAUUAUACAGUAGAAUGAAUUAUCCCCGAUUUCUGAGGGGUCGUUACUCAAGGAGAUUUUUACGGCUUUCUACGAAAGUUUUUAGCAUUUCAGUGAAUCCAUAGUUUUACAUACCUUCCCAAGGUGCCAAGCACGUGACCAGCCAAUCCGAAGCGGUGAACUAUCUCCUGGUUGGCUUCGCAGAUGGUUCUUUUCACGCAGUCGGGGUGAGCGUCAAACGUUUGAGCGUAUUUUACCUGUAAUGAAACAUACCGUAUAUUUAUAUGCACCUUGCGAAUUACGGAAUUCAUGAAUAGCAGUCAUGGUUUCAGCGCAGAAAUGAAAUGUGUGCCUUAUUAAUUUAUGUUUCUCCAUGAAUUGAAAAUGCCUCUUCAAUUGCAACUCUAGAAGAGAAUGAAUUCGCGAUGUUGAUGCGUGCAAUUUUUUCCCAGAAUUUUGUCGAGGAAAAAAAGUUUUGAGAAUUAUACGAGAAUCUGCCCCCUUUU